GAUCGCACAGCAAUGGCGUCUUCCACACAGGAGGAAAGCGUGAGUGCAACGCGCUCGGAGAAGAAAGCAAAAAACAGUAAACACGAGGUGGACGAGUCGGAGCUUCUCACGGUUCCUGAUGGAUGGAAAGAGGUGCCCUUCACCAGAGAGGACAACCCCAGGGGUCUGUUGGAGGAGAGCAGCUUCGCCACGCUCUUCCCCAAAUACAGAGAGGCUUAUCUCAAAGAAUGCUGGCCCCUGGUCCAGAAAGCGCUUGGCGAAUUAUACAUCAAAGGUACCUUGGACCUGAUUGAGGGAAGCAUGACAGUUAGCACCACAAAGAAGGCAUUUGACCCAUACGCUAUAGUUCGAGCCAGAGACUUGAUAAAGCUGUUGGCCAGGAGCGUACCAUUUGAGCAAGCUGUACGGAUUCUUCAGGAUGACAUGGCUUGUGACAUUAUUAAAAUUGGGACUCUAGUACGGAACCGAGAGCGCUUUGUUAAAAGGAGACAGAGACUUAUUGGACCUAAAGGGUCUACUCUUAAGGCCUUAGAGCUGCUGACUAGCUGCUACGUCAUGGUGCAGGGGAACACCGUUUCAGCCCUGGGACCCUUCAGUGGCCUCAAAGAGGUAAGGAAAGUUGUUAUGGAUACAAUGAAGAACAUUCACCCAAUAUAUAACAUCAAGGCUCUAAUGAUUAAACGGGAGUUGGCCAAAGACCCUGAACUGCGGACACAGAGCUGGGACAGGUUUCUGCCAUCUUUCAAACAUAAGAACCUGGCCAAGCGCAAGGAGCCCAAGAAGAAGACUGUCAAGAAGGAGUAUACUCCUUUCCCACCCCCACAGCCUGAGAGCCAGAUUGACAAGGAGCUGGCAACUGGGGAGUUCUUCCUGCGAGAGAAUCAAAAAAGGAGGAAGAAAAUGGAGGAAAUCAAGGUGAAACAGGCUGAAGCUCUGAGCAGAAAACAGGAGGAAAGGAACAAGGCUUUUAUCCCUCCGAAGGAGAAACCUGCUGUGAAGAAACAAAAGAAAGCUUCCACAGAAGGUAAAAUAGACAUUGAGGCCAUCAAAGACAAAGUGAAGAAGGCCAAGAAUAAGAAGCUGGGAGCACCUCCGGUAAAUGUGGCCACUGCCACCACUGCAGGUAGUGAGAAGAAAAUGAAGAACAGAUGACACUGCAGCCUCUGUGGCUGUCGCUGCACCAUGGACUGACACUUUGUCACAUACUUAAACUGGUAAUAUGUUUCCAUAUCCCUGGUUAAUAUCUCAGUGUGUUUGACUUGUACAAUUGUUCUGAUUUCCUGUAGUGGCACAGAUACUUAUUUGUACUUAAGUGAAAUAUUACUCCUUGUUUUGAUAUCAAUCUGUGUGCAAGAUGUUUUUGAAGGCCUACGUUUCCUCACUCACUUUCACUUGGUUGUGUUUUGUUAUUUAGGAUAAAAUACGUAGACGUUCCCUCUUGCUUGAGCCAUCUUGGUGUCUUAUAAGUGCUUCCCUUUAUUUAACCAAGAAGUUUUGUUUAAGUUUUCUGAUUUAUCCCCUAUGUGAUUUCAGGUGCUGGAACUGUUCAAGUAGGUAGAAUGGGUACUGAACCAGCAUCCAUGAGCAUAUUUCAUGGUUUUGAUGGUAUCUCAUUUGCUUUAUUGUGUGUACCAUAAGCCUCUUCAACAUUCUAUGAUUGAUUUCACUUCUUUCUCUACCUCCACAGAUGUGAGCAUGGGAUACCUUAAAAAAAAAAAAAAAGAGUUUGACAGAUUUAGUCUUUCAUUAAAAAGGUGAAACACAACCAGGGAGUUUUUUUGAAAUAUGUGACUAACCACACUCUGCAAAACAGCAAUUGAGCCAUGUUGUCAUGUCUCCUUGCUUUUAUGUGGUUAACAUGCUACAAACAAGAAGUAGCCUGUGAAAUAGGCAUCAAGGAGCAUAAGAUACUACAUCAGUACAUUUUACUCUGAGGAAGUGAAAAUCUAAGAUAAAACUAAAUAUUUUUUAUACUUUCCUUUAUCAUUAUAGAUACAAGGUUUUAGCUGGUCCAGUGCUGAAAAAAAUGUAUAUCUCUGUUUAUCUUGAUCCACGGGCCUUCACAUGUGUGUUUCUCACCUUGACAUUGUGUGUGUGUGUGUGUGUGUGUGUGUGU
Scleropages formosus (Asian bonytongue) is the source of this 2116-nucleotide messenger RNA. RefSeq names its product KRR1 small subunit processome component homolog (gene krr1). Gene Ontology annotation, cellular component: small-subunit processome; nucleolus. NCBI's taxonomy places the organism in Eukaryota, Metazoa, Chordata, Actinopteri, Osteoglossiformes, Osteoglossidae. The record is from RefSeq and is a predicted model, not a curated record. Gene Ontology annotation, molecular function: RNA binding. Bases 13 to 1152 code for a protein of 379 amino acids. The transcript is spliced from 10 exons.